CAAUUUUGAUAUUGAUUUCUUCGUGUGUGUUAGGUUUUAAGUCUUAAAUGAUGAAGAAGAAUGAUGCUAAAACCUCGGUGUGGUGGGAUAUUGACAGGUAUCCGGUUCCAGGCGACUGUGAUGCUCAUCAGAUUGCUCCAAGUAUAAAACGGGCAUUGUGUAGUUUAGGUUACUACGGUCCUCUCACCAUCACUGCUAUUGGAAAACUGACAGACGUCCGUCAUGCAGACCUGCAAGCUCUCUAUUCCACCGGAAUCGCUUUUAAAAUAGUCGCCUCCAGGGCGGUAAGCAUUUUGGGCGACAUGUCUGAGUGGACGGAAACAAAUCCACCUCCGGCUAAUAUAAUGCUCAUAUCCGACAAUGAAGUCUUAUGGCCUUCUCUUGGAGGGAUGCGGUUGAAUAAGGGAUACAACAUUCUGUAUGCAUAUCUUCCAGAAUGCAUGCAGGAUCUCAACUUUCCUGCAGAGUGCCUCUGGCCAAACAUACUAGCAGGUAUGCAAGGGAGACCCGAAGAAAUGAGCUUCAGGAGCAGUGCAGCGAAACGGGUGAACCUGCCUGGUUGUGCAAAGCAUGCGAACAUUCUGGAGAUCAAAGCUUUGGAAAUUUCUUCACGCAUCUCAACAGCGAGGAACAUUCACAGAUAAUUUGACGACACAACAGAGAUUAAGUGGAUUCCAAGAUUCUUUUGGAAUUCUACAAGAACUCAAGUCAUUAAUGUGAUGGACCAUGCAGCCACAGGAGGUAAUCAAGCCGUUGGUUUGCAUCAAAGAGCAAGGAUUAACCACGGGAGCUAUCGUGGGCCACGAAAACAUCUAGCGAAUCCCACAGUGGCAGAUGUUUACACAGUUCCUGAAUCUUCAGUUUGAGUUGAAGAUUUAAUUAUACAAGAUCAGUUGUUCCAAGCAAAAUAAGAAGGAAUAAAAAUUCCAUGUAAUUUCUUCAUGUUGAAGUAAAAACCAAAGUGGAUAAACAAAGUUUCUUUGAGUUUGCAAAGUACUUUUUUCUCUUACCAUAUAUAAUGCUGAUAGUGAAUCUUUACUUGAGGAGAACUCAAUGCAUAAUACACUGCAAAAGUUAAA
Arabidopsis arenosa is the source of this 1079-nucleotide messenger RNA. The record is from the annotation of a GenBank genome assembly. NCBI's taxonomy places the organism in Eukaryota, Viridiplantae, Streptophyta, Magnoliopsida, Brassicales, Brassicaceae.